AUGCCAAUGAAAGCAGCGAAGCUGUAUGAUAUGACGCGGAGUGAAACACUCACGAUGUAUCGCGGACUUGACCUGCUGACAACUGUGCGCCGCGCCACGAUUGACUCCGUCCAAGUCCGGCCUGGCGAAAGCUCGGGUGGAGAGAGUUCGUCAUCUGGGGAGAGCUCCUCUGGGGAGAGUUCGUCGGGAGAAAGCUCUUCGUCUUCCGGGGAAAGCUCGUCGUCCGGAAAAAACUCAUCCAGCGGAGGCAAAAGUGGAUCGAGGGGCUCGAGUGGCUCCUCUGGUAGCGCUGACAUCCCUUCUGGCAAUACAACAUCGAUUGGCAGCUCAGCAUCGACGUCGAGCUCGGGGGGUGGAAAGCAAGUUGUCAUACCUUCGGGGCAGCUAUUCGCAGGCCGAACCGCCGGCGGAGGAACACGAGGGGAGGUAUUGGGCACGAAGGAAUAUGGAAGCGGAUAUCCGGGAAUCGCUUCUCGGGGGGUCGAAGGGCGGGGCUUCCCGUUCUUCUUUUGGCCGCUUUCGUGGGGAACGGGAGGCGGUUAUGGCGCCGAUGCAGCCUACAUGCAUACUAACGAGUACGGCGACCCGACCAACUCCUCUCGCCCUGGCGGCCCAAUCGGAUCUCACGCCUUCCAGUCGACCACCGCCAACGCAACAGCCUUCCACCUCAUCGCCGACGGUGCUACCGUCAGGGCCCUCACGCCCAGCAUCGCCGCGCAAUGCUCUGUCAACCUGCAUACCACCAACACCACCGAGCCGCCCACGCCAUUCAACGCAUCAGUGCUCUUCCCGGAGCAAGUCGUCCAGUACUACCGCGCCUCGUCCGUAGCACUAACGCUUGACGGGUACAACAACUCGGCGGUGUUCGCAGCGGAGAACACCACGAGCGACACGCCCCUGCCGGGGGGGACAGAUCUGGCGCUGCUCGACUGCUUGAAUGCGACGAUUGGGAAGGGUGUGCCGUUGGUGAAUGGGGCAGCGAAUGUCGGACCGGAAGCAUCACUUGUCCUGCCAUGGCUGUGGCUGGUCGUAAUUGUGGCAAGAGCAAUCGGAGUUGUAUGA
This is a messenger RNA of Mycena indigotica, 1062 nucleotides long. RefSeq lists its product as uncharacterized. The record is from RefSeq and is a predicted model, not a curated record. Bases 1 to 1062 code for a protein of 353 amino acids. Lineage: Eukaryota; Fungi; Basidiomycota; Agaricomycetes; Agaricales; Mycenaceae. The transcript has 4 exons.